Molecule: messenger RNA, 754 nt
Organism: Malus domestica (apple)
Lineage: Eukaryota; Viridiplantae; Streptophyta; Magnoliopsida; Rosales; Rosaceae
Product: small ribosomal subunit protein uS13m
Biological process (GO): translation
Cellular component (GO): ribosome; mitochondrion; small ribosomal subunit
Molecular function (GO): structural constituent of ribosome; RNA binding
Source: RefSeq, a predicted model, not a curated record
UAGUGGUGGUUUGACUGGAAGUUUUCCUUCGGCAUUCUGCAACUUACUUUGGCAAAAUCUAAGUAUCCAGCGACCAAUUGAUCAUUGAUGAUGUUGGGGUUACGCGGUUCAAUCGCAAUCGUUUCUGAUGCGAGUCGUCGACUCCUUCAAUCUGUAUCGUUUCAUGGGGUCCGUGUGCAAUGCCUGAAUAUAAGAGCAGGAAUGGAGAUUCCAGACAAUAAGCCCCUUAAGUAUGCGCUUCAGUACAUACGUGGGAUUGGCAGAGCGAGGGCCGGCUUGAUCAUAUCUGAGCUAAACAUGACCAACAAACGUGCCAAGGACCUGACCCGAAGAGAAGUUGUUGCUAUUGGCGAUGAAAUCUCCAAGUACUUAGUUGGAAGGGAAUUGGCAACUAUUGUCGAGAGAGACAUCAAGAGAAUGAAGGACAUUCAGUGCUACAAAGGGAUCAGGCACAUCGAUAAGUUGCCUUGCCGAGGGCAGCGCACCAGCACCAAUGCCAGGACUAGGAAAGCUAAUCCACGGAUUGCGGUUGCAUCAUCAAAUAAGGUGAAGAAUAAGUAGUCAGUAUAAAAGCAGUCAUCGGUUUGGAUGCAAAAGGCAGCUUCUUUUCACAACUUUUGAGUUUUGAAGCCAUGGUUGUUAGGUGUCUUAAUAAUUAUCCACAAAGUUUCACUCCCCCCAUCUCUCUUAACCUUUCCAACUUUUAUGUUAAACCAACUCUUGGAUAUUAUAAUCUCAAGAAUUUUCUGAGAAG